GCAUGACAAGAAUAAAUCCCUUAAAAACGGUUAAUACAUAUUUUCAAAUUAAGCCACAUUCACAAUUUUAAGCCAACUUAACAUUGUUUUCACAAUUAUUUGAAUAAAGAUAGUUAUAUCCAAAAAUAUUUAAUUAAGCUAUAAUUAGCCAGUGAUUUAAAAAUAUAAAAGUAAAAACGUAAAUAAUGAUGGAAAAUCCACACAAUUUUCAUCAACCGCCUAUUCAUCGAGUUCCAGGAGAGACAAAAAUCAAAAAUGAACAUGCAUUGCAUGACGAUUUAACGAAAUUAACGAGAAGAGAAUUGCUGGACACUAAAAGCAGGCAACUGUUGAUGCUCCAGAAUAAAUCAUGGAUGAACAAACUUCCAGAUAAAGGCAAAAAGAUCCAGGACUUGUAUGAUCGCGUCGUCCAAGCUUUAGAAUUUAAAAAUGAGGUACACAAUGCAGCCAAUUUGCUAUCAUCUAUGAGUUUAGGAACAAAUAAUCUCAAUAAUCUUGAAUGGGAAGGAACGACAGAACAACAAAAGAAGCCACAAAUUGACAGUGAUGACGAUGAAGUACAAGAUCCAUUAGAAAUUCUUGUUUCUUCAAAUUCAGUGUAUUCCAAUAAGAAAAUUAUAAAGCAUAAACAAAGUGAAAAUGAUAAGCCAUUAAUAACAGAAGAGGAUAUAAAGGAAAUACGAAAUCCUGAAUUUCAUCUAGAUCCAGUAAUGGAGAAAAUUUGUACAUAUGAUAGGUCAGAAGUACCAUUUAGAUUUUUACCUCAUAAAAGUACAGAACAGACAUGUCCUAUAAAAAAUAAAGAAAUGAAUUCAAAGUUAAAGACAGUCAAUAAAAUUGAUAACAAAGGUUGUGAACAAAUUCCGCUCAUAGAAUCAAUAGUCAUGGAACAUGAGUCUCGAAAGAACAGACAGGAAUCAUUAGAAAAGCAAGCUACAGAGAGGCUUGAUGCAAAGAAAAAGGAACUGGAAGCUUCUGGAUUAAAGCUGACAGAACCACCAGAAAUGAUGCCAGCUAUGACAAAGUAUCGAUUGCCACCAGAGGAAUAUGAUGAUAUUAUUUUAAAAGAUGCUGAUGAUGAUUUAAGCGACGAUACAUUAUCAGAUGAAGAAGACAAGUGAUUGUAUUUUAAACAAUUAUCUAUUUUAUUAACAUCAACCAGUUAAAUAUAUAUUUUUUGUUCUACAAAAUAAUUUAUAAUGAAUAAAAUUGUGUCGUUGCUUGACUCGACUGUAACUCAAUCUGUG
Chironomus riparius is the source of this 1247-nucleotide messenger RNA. The record is from the annotation of a GenBank genome assembly. Lineage: Eukaryota; Metazoa; Arthropoda; Insecta; Diptera; Chironomidae.